AUGGGUAAAGAUGACACUACAACUAAGAAACGGCGAAAAUUUAAUACAAGUUCUAGCAGCGAAAGUACGAAGCUAUCUCCCGGUGAAGUUUACAAGAAAGUUGUCGAUUUCGAAGAAUCAGAAUCUAAGCUAAGACCUGCUGAAAAAGAUGCUGUUUUGUUCAAGAAGAUUUGCCAAGACAUCCGACAACUUUUUACAGAUAUUGCAGAGCUUAAAGCGAAAGGAACUGAAGAAGCAAAAGAAAAGUUAAAUGCUAAAAGGGUUGAAGCUUCACUGCAGUUAGUUGCACUAAAAAAAUUAAACCGUUUAGAAAAAGUGCGUACUCGUACUGGCCGAGAUGCUCUGCACAAGGAAAAACAGAGAGUAGAUUCAACACAUUUACUUCUUCAAAACCUCUUGUAUGAAGCCGACCAUCUAAAUAAGGAAGUCACAAAGUGUUUACAAUUUAAAUCAAAGGAUGAAGAGAUUGAGCUUGUACCUGUUGAUGAUUUUUAUAAAACUGCACCCCCUGAAGUGUGUCGUCCUGAAGUAACAAAGACAGAUGAGCAUCAAUUGCAACUAGCAAGAUUAGAAUGGGAGCUUCGCCAGCGAAGGGAACUGGCUGGAGCUUGCAAUGAGUUGGUUUCUUCAAAAGAAAGAGUUGCUGCUGCAAUAGCUGCUGCCAGGUCUCGCUUGGACGCUCUUGCACCACAUUUAAGAGAUGUCCUUAAGGCAACAAGACCACUUCAAGAAUGCUUGGCUUUAAGGCUUGAUGACAAGAGGGAGGAAUCUAAACUGGCAACCUUAUUACCACGACCAUUGUUUUUGCUAUAUGCUAAUGGAAGCGCUUAUGCUGAUGUUCUGGGUGCAAAGAAUGUAAUUGUUGGAAUAUCUGGGGAUGAAGAUGAGGCCCGACGAUUAGAACAAACAUACAAUAUAGACAAUGAAUUUGUUGUGUCAAACGAUUCUGACUCAGACCAGGAUGGAAAUGAUGAAGAUCAAAGAGAGAAAAAGAAAAGGCAUCAUAGAUCAGCAAAAAUAUCUAAAGAAGAAAAAGCAGAUGCAAAGAAAAGGGAAGCUUUGAGAAAACAUCCACUACAUGUACUUGUAACAGUAAAAAUACCAGAUGGCACUGGUUUAAAUUUAACCUUUUCAUAUUUAAUGCAUCUCAAAAUCAUUGUUGUUAAUUUUACUAUGAACCAUCCAAAACCUAUCACUGGUAUAUCUGCUGCUGAUGUUUUAGAUGGAAAUUGUGUACUAAAUGAGUUGUAUAUUGGAGAUACUGGCUCUGAUUCACCUCAUCCUGCUACUUCAUUUUUACUCAAAUCAGCAGGAAUUUCUGAAGAAUUUCAGCAUAUUAUACCUGAAAUUGGUAAACCCUAUAUUUGGGCGCAGAGAAUGUGCGGUUUAGAUUUUAUGGCUGCCAUUGGAAAUGAACAUAAAGAUCUUAAAAAUGUUCAGUUAUGUCCCAGUUUGAGCGUAGCAACUGUUGAAAACUUUAUAUUUACUUUACAAAAAAGAUUAAAAGCAAGGGUAGAACUAAUGAAAGAGCUUCAAGAUCUUGAAUGUGGUAAAAUAAUACCAUCCAAAGAAAUGGCCACCGUAAGAUUAUCUGGAUCUAUGACUCAGUGGCAAUCAGUGAGUUGGUCUGAAUAUGUUCAAGCACCAUCAACGGCAUUUCUAGUAUCUGAAGGCUUAGUGAACCCUGAUAAUAUGUUAUACAGAGCUAUAAUUACUCGUCAAUCAGCGAAACUUGUCGCUCUUGUAGCACUGAGUAGUGAUUAUCCAAAGAAAGCACCAUUGUUCUCCUUAACAUUGCAUUACAAUGGGACCCACCAUAGUGGUACAAAUGAUGAUAUAAGAGAUAUUGAGAGAUAUGUAAACACCAAUUGGCAAGGUGAUAAUUUGAAGCCCAAUCUAUCAAAUCAAAUAACCAAACUGUUAACAUGUUUAGACAUAUUGUUAGAGACAAUGGGAACACAAGAGUUUCCUCCAGAUAAAGUAAUGUUGCAACCAGUUCGAGGAAAGAACAGAAUGAAGCCAUAUAAAUUUUUGAAACAAGGAUCUGGCAUUUUUGUACAAUUUGAGUGA
Messenger RNA from Pieris macdunnoughi, 2070 nucleotides. Lineage: Eukaryota; Metazoa; Arthropoda; Insecta; Lepidoptera; Pieridae. The record is from the annotation of a GenBank genome assembly.